GAGAUAAAUGGUGUUUUCGUAAAAUCGUUAGUACCUCAGUCAAAUGCUUAUUAUUCAAAAAAAAUCCAAUUACACGAUCUCAUCGCUGAAGUGAAUGGACAAUCGUUAGAAAAAUUAAGUCAUACGGAUUCAGUUAGAACAUUAGUGAAAAGUGGAUCACGCGUUAGGCUUAAAUUGAUACGUUUCUUGCCGGGUUCACCUCAAGCUGAUUGUUUAAAAAUGCUUCAAGAGCAGGAAACUGCUACUCAAGUAAUCGAUAUUCAGUCGAAUUUACGUGACGUUGUCGCAGAUUGGAGGAAAAAACUUGGAGCUGAAUUUGAGGUGAUCAGCGUUGAUUUAAUACCUGAUAAAUCAGAAGAUGGUGGCCUUGGUAUAUCACUUGAAGGCACUGUUGAUGUUGUCGAUGGAACUCAUCUCUGUCCUCAUCAUUACAUCGACUCAUUAAGGCCUGGCGGUCCAGCAGCGCAAUCAAACGCCCUACGAUCUGGUGAUGAACUACUUCAGGUCAAUGAGUUCAUAUUGUACGGCGAAUCACAUGUAACGGUAAGGCAAGCAUUGAGUAAAGCAGCAUUAUCUGCUCAACGAGUACGACUUACAGUAGCAAGAAAAGCACAUACAGUGAAUUUAUUCAUGCCUAGGCCAGAAAAAAGUCUUCCUAUCGCUUAUUCGAUACUUGCAGCUUCUGAUGACCGAAUGAUAAAGGCCAAGUCCGAUACGUGCAUUCCAUCGGCACGCGAUAAUACUGCGUUGUUACUUGAAAUGGUGUCAAGGCGACUUCGAUCUCAAUCUCUUCAACUGUUCACUGGUUUAGCUAUUUGGAAAUGUGUACCUAUGAUCGUUUACCUUGAAAAAGAUAGUAAAGGCCUAGGAUUUUCAAUAGUUGAUUAUCAGGAUCCUCUUCAUCGCGGUGAAUCCGUUAUUGUAGUCCAAUCACUGGUACCAGGAGGUGUAGCACAGGCUGAUGGUCGAAUCAUACCUGGCGAUCGACUUAUGUUCGUUAAUGAUGAAGAUUUAUCUAAUAGCACGCUGGAUCAUGCUGUUGCGGUUCUGAAAUCAGCUCCACAAGGCGUUGUGCGCCUAGGAAUAGCAAAACCUAUUCCAGUAGAACAAGUUAGUUCCUUAAAAAAAUUCAUUUCCUCUUCCAAAUAUUUUAAUAGUUUAAAAAAAAAUGAAAUGGCAAAAAAUAAAAGUAUAAAAAUAAAUAAAAGUAUACUAUAUUUUUGA
Dracunculus medinensis (Guinea worm) is the source of this 1224-nucleotide messenger RNA. Lineage: Eukaryota; Metazoa; Nematoda; Chromadorea; Rhabditida; Dracunculidae. The record is from the annotation of a GenBank genome assembly.